Suncus etruscus (white-toothed pygmy shrew) is the source of this 1945-nucleotide messenger RNA. RefSeq names its product potassium voltage-gated channel modifier subfamily F member 1 (gene KCNF1). Bases 145 to 1686 code for a protein of 513 amino acids. Gene Ontology annotation, molecular function: voltage-gated potassium channel activity. Gene Ontology annotation, biological process: protein homooligomerization; potassium ion transmembrane transport. Lineage: Eukaryota; Metazoa; Chordata; Mammalia; Eulipotyphla; Soricidae. The transcript has a single exon. Gene Ontology annotation, cellular component: voltage-gated potassium channel complex; membrane. The record is from RefSeq and is a predicted model, not a curated record.
GGCUGCCCGCUCUGAGCGCCCGUGCAGGCAGGUGGGUGCCAGCCAGGCUCGCCCUCCGGAGCGCCGCGCACCGCUGGGACCCGCCGGAGCCCCGGGAGUGGCAACUGCGGGGCGCGGAGCCGUAGCUGCCAAGGGAGGAGAAGGAUGGACGGGGAGGAAGAGGAUCGCAGCGUCUCGGAGCCGGAGCCCCAACCCGAAGAGCCUGGGAGCCUGGCUGGAGAGGACGACGACGAUGCCAACAACGAUGCCAGCAAUGCCAACGACAUCGAGAUCGUGGUGAACGUUGGGGGCGUGCGGCAGGUGCUGUACGGAGACCUGCUGAGCCAGUACCCCGAGACGCGGCUGGCUGAGCUCAUCCACUGCCUGGCGGGGGGCUACGACACCAUCUUCUCCCUCUGUGACGACUACGACCCGGGCAAACGCGAGUUCUACUUCGACCGCGACCCCGACGCCUUCAAGUGCGUCAUCGAGGUGUACUACUUUGGCGAGGUGCACAUGAAGAAAGGCAUCUGUCCCAUUUGCUUCAAGAACGAGAUGGACUUCUGGAAGGUGGACCUCAAGUUUUUGGACGACUGCUGCAAGAGCCACCUGAGCGAGAAGCGAGAGGAGCUGGAAGAGAUCGCCCGUCGGGUGCAACUCAUCCUGGACGACCUGGGUGUGGACGCGGCCGAGGGUCGCUGGCGUCGGUGCCAGAAAUGCAUCUGGAAAUUCCUGGAGAAACCCGAAUCCUCGUGUCCGGCGCGCGUGGUGGCCGUGCUGUCCUUCCUCCUCAUCCUCAUCUCCUCCGUGGUCAUGUGCGUGGGUACCAUCCCUGAGUUGCAGGUGCUGGAUGCGGAGGGUAACCGCGUGGAGCACCCGACGCUGGAGAACGUGGAGACGGCUUGCAUCGGCUGGUUCACCCUCGAAUACCUGCUGCGCCUCUUCUCCUCUCCCAACAAGCUGCACUUCGCCCUGUCCUUCAUGAACAUCGUGGACGUGCUGGCCAUCCUCCCCUUCUACGUGAGCCUCACCCUCACGCACCUGGGCGCGCGCAUGAUGGAGCUGACCAACGUUCAGCAGGCCGUGCAGGCUUUGCGCAUCAUGCGCAUCGCGCGCAUUUUCAAGCUGGCGCGCCACUCGUCGGGCCUGCAGACCCUCACCUACGCGCUCAAGCGCAGCUUCAAGGAGCUGGGCCUGCUGCUCAUGUACCUGGCCGUGGGCAUCUUCGUCUUCUCCGCCCUGGGCUACACCAUGGAGCAGAGUCACCCCGAGACCCUGUUCAAGAGCAUCCCCCAGUCCUUCUGGUGGGCCAUCAUCACCAUGACCACCGUUGGCUACGGAGACAUCUACCCCAAGACCACGCUGGGUAAGCUCAACGCGGCCAUCAGCUUCCUGUGCGGGGUCAUCGCCAUCGCCCUGCCCAUUCACCCCAUUAUCAACAACUUCGUCAGGUACUACAAUAAGCAGCGGGUCCUGGAGACGGCGGCCAAGCACGAGCUGGAGCUCAUGGAGCUCAAUUCCAGCAGCACCUCCGGAGAGGGCAAGGCCGGCGGCUCUCGCAGUGAUCUGGACGACCUCCCGCCAGAGCCCCCCGGGAAGGAGGCUCCAAGCUGGGGCAGCCGGCUGAAAAUCUCGCACAGUGACACCUUCAUCCCACUCCUGACCGAGGAGAAGCAUCACAGGACCCGGCUGCAGAGCUGCAAGUGACCGGGUUGGCCUGGAGCAGGCGAAGGAGGCUGGGUGGAACCGCCUGCCCAGGACUGCGGGAGGGGCCCUUCUCUGUCCCCCCCAUCCUCUCCCGAACAGAACUCCUAGCACCUCUCACCAGCCUGGGUAAGACCCUUUUUGCAGCCCUUGGACAAGUGUGGGUGAAGGGCUAUGCAGGAGCCCCAGGCUGAGUGGGGUGAGAAAAGGCAGGAGAGGUGCCGUUUACAGUGUCUCCUUCAAUAAAUCCUCCUGCUCUGUA